Dovyalis caffra is the source of this 3534-nucleotide messenger RNA. The record is from the annotation of a GenBank genome assembly. Lineage: Eukaryota; Viridiplantae; Streptophyta; Magnoliopsida; Malpighiales; Salicaceae.
AUGGCCGUUGAUAUUGUGAUUUCCUUGAUUGGAAAAAUUGGAGAGUUCCUGGUUGAGCCAAUCGGACGAAGAUUUGGCUAUUUAAUUCACUACAACAGCAGCGUCGAGACUCUUAAAGACCAAGUUCAAAUACUAGAGGAAGUGAGGAAAGAUGUCCAGGGAUCCAUUGAUGCAGCGAAAGGAAAGGGUGAAAUAAUAAAAAAUGAGGUUCAAAACUGGAUAUCGAGAGUUGAUGGGGUCAUAUUGGAGGCUAAGAUAAUUUUGGAAGAUGAUGCCGUUCCAAACAAGAGGUGGUUUAACAAGUGGUAUCCUGAUUUGGCUUCACGCUAUCGGCUAACCAGAGAAUCGGACAAGAAAACGGCAGAAAUUGAAAAGCUAAAAGGAGAUGGCAAGUUCAGUAAUGUUUCCAAGCCUGCAGCUUCCCCAGAGUUAGUGUCAAAGUCUCGAGAUUUUGUUCUUUUUGAAAGCACUAGAGUGGCUAUAAUGGCCCUCAUGGAGGCAUUGGUGAGCGAUGAAAUCAAUUUCAUUGGGAUACAUGGAAUGGGCGGUGUCGGUAAAACAACGUUAGUGAAAGAAAUUGCAAGAAGGGCUAAAGAAGACAAUCUCUUUGAUGUUGUUGUGAUGGCUGUAGUGUCACAGACCGUUGAAGUGAAAAACAUUCAGCAGCAGAUAGCAGACAUGUUGGGUUUGAAACUUGAAGAGAAAAGUGAACAAGGAAGAGCAGGUCGGUUGCAUGGUAUACUGAAGAAUGUUAAUAAGAUCCUUGUUAUCUUGGAUGAUAUUUGGGAUACCCUUGAUCUUGCUGCCAUAGGUAUUCCAUUUGGCGAUGAUGAUGAUCAUAUCGAUCCUAAAAAAAAUGUGAAUCGUAAAGUUCGUAAAAUUGUUGUCACAACACGACGCAGACAAGUAUGCAAUUCUAUGGCAACUAGAAUUGAGACUUCGAAGAUCAUCCAUCUCAAUGCUUUAUCUGAAAAUGAAUCAUGGGGAUUGCUUAAGAUGAAUGCUGGUGAGCUUAUCGACUCUCCUGAAUUGAAUUCUGUAGCGAAGGAGGUCUGCAGAGAAUGCGGAGGUUUGCCAAUAGCCCUUGUUACUGUGGGAAGGGCAAUGAGAGGUCAAGACCUGGAAGAAUGGAAAGAAGCUGCUCUAGAACUUCAAAAAUCUAUGCCCUUCAACAUUGAGGGCAUGGAUGAAGUCGUGUAUAAGUGCCUUAAGCUAAGCUAUGAUCACCUGAAAAAUAAGGAAGCUAAGUCAAUGUUCUUGCUGUGCUGUUUAUUUCCCGAGGAUUACAACAUCUGUAUAGAGGUUCUAGUGAGAUACGGGAUCGGACUGGAAAUGUUUAAAGAUGUUCUGACGAUACAGGAGGCAAGGAGACGAGCACAUUCUAUCACAAAAAAUCUCAUAGAUUCAUGUCUAUUGCUAGCAGGCAGUGAAACAGGCUGCAUCAAAAUGCAUGAUGUUGUACGUGAUGUAGCAAAAACAAUUGCAUCUGAUAUUUAUUUUGUGAAAGCUGGGGUAAAGUUGUUGGAGUGGCCAAAUGUGGACACUUUGAAGCAUUAUACUGGGAUAUCAGUAAUGCACAACCAGAUAACUGGAUGUCCUGCCGCCUGGGACUGCCCAAACCUCCAUGUAUUGUUGAUGCAAGGCAACUGUAUUGAACAGCCUGUGCCAGAAGGAGUCUUUAAAGGGAUGACAGCCCUUAAAGUUUUCGAUCAGAGUGAUAUUUUCUCGAAAGGCGAUCCUUACCUUUCGAGGAAACUGGACCCAGAAUUUUCUUAUCUAACAAAUCUUCGGACAUUAAUCAUUAAAAAUUGCAGGCUUGCUGCCCCAGCUGCAAUUGGGAAGCUGAAAAUGCUUGAAGUUCUUAGCUUGGCACAUUGCAAGCUCCUAGACGACCUACCACAGGAAAUAGGGGAAUUGACAAAUAUAAGGUUGGUUGAUUUGGAAGACUGUCAGCAUAGCAGAAAAAAAUUCGAUGCCACAUUCCCUCCAAAUGUAAUCUCAAGGUGGUUCCGAUUAGAAGAGCUGUACUCAAGUUCUUACUUGAGAUACACCAGAGAGCACGUAGCUGAGCUGAAAUCACUGUCCCACUUAACCACCUUAGUAAUGGAGAUCCCUAAUUUCGGAUGUAUACCUGAAGGUUUCAGUUUUCCUGAACUGGAGGUUUUCAAAAUAGCUAUACGCGGCUCUAUCCAUCACAAACAACCAAAUUAUCUUGAGGUUUGCGGUUUGGUCAAUGUCAGGAAACUUCUCGCUAUUCCUUCACUAGGUUGUGUCCAACCAUUACUGAAGAGGACACAGUAUCUAAAAUUGUCUUCCUUUAAGGGGCUAAGGAAUCUUUUUCCUUACCUAUUGUCAGAUAGAGAUGGCUUGUCUGCCUUGAAAACUCUGGAAAUUUCUGAUUCUGAGGAGAUUGAAUAUUUGAUUCAUAGUGAAGAAUGGAAGAUGCCACUCCUUAUAGAGCAGCAUCAAGACACUUGUUUGAUGCACCUGGAAAAGCUAGACCUUCAGCGUUUGGGAACCUUUAAAGGGUUAUGCCAUGGUGCACUACCAGCAGAAAUGUCCUUGUCUUUGCAGAAACUCAAGAGUUGUAAGUUUUACAAGUGCCCGAAACUGUCUAAUGUCUUUGCUUCAUUUGAAAUGCUGCAACGGUUCGAUGAACUUGAAGAGCUUUCAGUAGAUUCAUGUGAAGCACUAGAGUAUGUAUUCAACCUCAAAAUUGAAAAGCCUGUAUUUGAGGAGAAAAAGCUACUGUCCCAUUUAAGAGAACUUGUACUAUGUGAUUUGCCAGCAAUGAAGCGCAUAUGGGACGGCCCUACUGGACUCCUGCACCUGCAUAAUCUACAAAUUGCAGACAUUCAAAACUGCAAGAAACUGAAAGUUCUCUUUGAUGCUUCUGUUGCUCAAAGUCUUCAACAAUUGAAACACCUGCUGCUAAAAGGUUGUGAUGAACUGGAAACAGUUGUUGCAAAGGAAUCUCAACGACAAGAUGGAGGCGUGACAGCUGACAUUGUCGUGUUCCCUCAAUUAGUAGAGCUUUCACUACUCUACCUUCCUAACCUUGCUGGUUUUUGCUUGGAUAGCUUGCCUUUCAAAUGGCCAUCCUUCAAAAAACUAGAGGUUCGUUGGUGUCCUAAGAUGAAAACCUUUGCUGCCACCUUGGAUUCAGAUGGAAACCAAAGCACACCAAAGUUGAACCAGAUCAAAUUGGAUGAUGUUGACAUGAUACUUAAUGGAAGGAGCUUGAACAUGCUCAUCCAAAAGUACUCCGAGGCAAGUUUUUGCAAACGAAUUUCAAGGACGAAGAAGAAGAGAUUGCUGCCAAGGUGCCAUUCCCUCAGUUGCCAACCCUUCAGCUACUCUAUCUUCCCAACCUUGCUGGUUUCUCCAAGCAUAACCUGCUUCUCAGAUGGCCUCCCUGGAAACUGUAGAGAUGCGUCAUUGUCCCGAAAUGAAGGCCUUUGCUACUUCUGUGGCUCUCCAUGGAAACCACAGAACGCCAAACUUGAAGGAGAUCAAAUUUCUUCUUCCUCAUAG